This is a messenger RNA of Odocoileus virginianus texanus, 2313 nucleotides long. The record is from RefSeq and is a predicted model, not a curated record. NCBI's taxonomy places the organism in Eukaryota, Metazoa, Chordata, Mammalia, Artiodactyla, Cervidae.
GGUUUCCAGGGAGGCUGAAACGUGGAGUCUAAAAUACAGCACAAAUGAACAUGUCCAUGAAACAUAAACGGACUCAAAGAUAACAGAGAACAGACUUGCGGAUGCCAAGGGGAAGGGAUAAAUUGGAAGUCUGGGGUUAGCAGAUCAAACUAUUAUAUAUAUGAUGGACAAGCAACAAGGUCCUGUGUACACAGGGGACUCUAUAUCAAUAUCUUGACAAACCAAAAUGAAAAACAAUAUGAAAAAGAAUCUGUAUAAUGGAAUCACUUUGUUAUAAAGCAGAGAUUAACACAACAUUGUAAAAUCAACCAUACACCAAUAAAAUUAAAAAAAAAAAAGAGGCCGAAAUGAGUCAGCCCCGAAACCCAAUAAUGAGCUCAGUGCAUGACAGAACCAGGUAGCAUCAGGACAGGGUCAGCAGGUGCCUCUGGGAGACAUUUAUUUUCACCUCUACAGUUUCAACACCUUCCGAGUGUGCAAUCAUACAUUCUGUCCAACAUGGGAAAGAACUGUUUAAAAAAUAUAUGCAUAUAUUUCCUAAGUGACAGGAAAUAACCUCAGAAUUUAACACAAGAAAGCCAAGACAUUUCACUGAAACAAAACUCUCACUGCAAGAAAACAAACAGUAAAUAUUCUUUCCUUUUCCUGGUUAUAGUUUAUUUGUUCAGAAAGAAAGAAAAAGUCCUGUAUAUAGGUACUAAACACACACAAGUCAUGUAUCGAAAUGAGAAAACUGAGGCUGCCUUCUGAAUGGUCCAAGCGGAUAAAUGUGAAGUAUGGAUGCCAAGGAACUAAUUUUCUCUUUUACGUUACACAUAAACACUGACUGCAGGAUGAGAUACAUUUCUUGACUUAAACUUAGCCACUUUACUAGAGCUCUCUAGUUCCACAUGGGUUUAAAAAUAUAAGGAGUCUGAACCGCCGCCACCGCCGCCUGAGAAAAGCAUGGCUGCAACUCGAGCUAAGAAAGUGAAGAUGGCCACCAAAUCAUGCCCCGAGUGCGACCAACAGGUUCCUGUUGCAUGUAAAUCAUGUCCCUGUGGUUACUUAUUUAUUAGCAGAAAACUUUUAAAUGAAAAACACCCAGAAAAAUCAUCUUCUACAGAAAACAAGCAUGAGGCCAAGAGGAGGCGAACAGAGAGAGUUAGGCGAGAGAAGAUAAAUUCUACAGUAAAUAACGAUUUAGAGAACAGAAAGAGGUCUCGAAGUAACAGCCAUUCAGAUCAUAUCAGACGAGGAAGAGGAAGACCUAAAAGUGCAUCUGCCAAAAAACAUGAGGAAGAAAGAGAGAAACAGGAAAAGGAAAUUGACAUCUAUGCUAACCUCUCUGAUGAAAAGGCUUUCGUGUUUUCAGUUGCCUUGGCAGAAAUAAAUAGAAAAAUUAUUAAUCAAAGACUUAUUCUCUGAUAUUUGUCUGCAAAAUGUGUUGAAACUUUCUUCAGGAUUACAUCAGCAAAUUCUCAAAACAGUUGUGGACUCUCAAGAGCAUUCUGAUUGCAUCAAUAAGGGCCAUUGAUUGUUUUUUUUCCUUAUCAUUUAGCCUGUGCCACACUUUGGGAGUGAAGCUAUAGGCUUGGACUGUUUUGGGACUUCCUUGUUUACCAAGGAGUAUUGUCAGUGUUUGUGUUUGGGAUAUAUUGUAUUUACUCCAAAAAGAAAAAAAAAAAAAAGGAAACAAACUGGCUGGCUGUUAAAGAAUUAAAGGAUAGGGUUGGGAGUGGAAGUUUGGGAGUGGAAGUAUGAAAACCAGAGAAAUAAAAUGAUAGUUUUCAGGUUUGCCGCCAGAGAUGCAAUAUUUUAAAUACUUUGAGAAAGAGUGACUUUUAAAAAUAUAUAUUUCAGAUUUGAGCACUAACAUUGCAUAUUUACAGUUCACUUAAUAAAUUGGCAAUUGAUAUUUUAUUGAAUGGGGAAUUAAUAUAAACUAAGUUUUGUCCUAUAUUGAUUUUUUUUUGCCUUUUAUUUUUACGACUUUAGGUAUGCGUUAUAUUUAGAAGCUAUUUCUAGACAGUUUGAAAGUUUGGGUGCUAUAUGAAGAAAAACAUUUAAGGAUAUAUCAUACUUCAGAGAGAAACACUUUGUUUUCUUGAAUGUAAUUUAUUUAUUGGUUAAAAAAACUUUUUUGCUCUCGAGAUGGUGCCUGUUAACCUAAACAUAGAAUAUAUUUAUUACAUGCAAAAUAUUUCUUAGAUAGUCACUUUUAAGCAGUAAUGUUCUUUCCGAAUGGAUGCUCAUUUAUACAUCCUGAAAAUUAUUUAAGUUGUUACUUAACCUCACUCUGGAGGAAAAAGAAAAUAAACCUUAAUAUUGAAA